This is a messenger RNA of Recurvomyces mirabilis, 849 nucleotides long. Its product is annotated as Protein ccc1. Lineage: Eukaryota; Fungi; Ascomycota; Dothideomycetes; Mycosphaerellales; Teratosphaeriaceae. Bases 1 to 849 code for a protein of 282 amino acids. The record is from RefSeq and is a predicted model, not a curated record. Gene Ontology annotation, molecular function: manganese ion transmembrane transporter activity; iron ion transmembrane transporter activity. Gene Ontology annotation, biological process: intracellular manganese ion homeostasis. Gene Ontology annotation, cellular component: fungal-type vacuole membrane. The transcript has 2 exons.
AUGCGGAGUAACGAGAGCAGAUACUCGAGGCUACCGACACGAAAUAAUACCACGACAACAGAGUUUGAACGAGGUACUUCAAGAGACUCAGGCGUCGCUAUGAGCGACUCCGGAUCCAUCAACGAGAAGAUCGCGGCGGAGCAUGACAGCAAACGACUACUUCCAACCCGUAUGAACCCACGUAUCAUCAGCGACGCAACAAUAGGUCUCAGUGACGGCCUCACGGUCCCUUUCGCCUUGACAGCCGGCCUCUCGGCUCUCGGAGACACGAAUGUAGUCAUCUACGGUGGUCUGGCUGAGCUAAUUGCGGGCGGUAUCUCAAUGGGACUCGGAGGAUAUCUAGGUGCUAAAAGUGAAGCUGAGGCUUACCAGGCCGCUCUUUCCGAGACGAAAGCCAUUGUCGCGGAGGAUCAGCAGACUGCUUCUAGCCUUGUCAGAGGCACAUUCACUCACUACGACUUCUCGGAACGUGUGCUGGAUGAGAUGACAGAAAGCCUGCGGGCUUCGCCACCGGAUAUGGUCGAUUUCUUGAUGCGAUUUCAUCACCAGCUUACGGAAGCUGACUAUGCACCGUCCCGAGCAUAUAUUUCUGGUUUGACCAUCGCGCUGGGAUACGUUCUUGGUGGACUGGUGGCUUUGUUACCAUACCUCUUCAUGUCCAGUAUCCAAAACGGCUUCUACGGGUCGGUUCUCGUCAUGGCGAUUGCGCUGUUCGCCUUCGGUUGGGCCAAGACUUCGCUUGUCGGUGAGGCGAACCGCAUGACUUGUCUGCAGAACGGCAUGCAAAUGCUUGUCUUGGGUGCUGUCGCUGCUGGAGCAGCCAUGGGAUGUGUCAAGGCCAUUGGCUGA